Clunio marinus is the source of this 252-nucleotide messenger RNA. NCBI's taxonomy places the organism in Eukaryota, Metazoa, Arthropoda, Insecta, Diptera, Chironomidae. The record is from the annotation of a GenBank genome assembly.
AUGAUAUCGAUGCCAAAAAAUCAUUGCAAUCAAAGUCACAGUCAACCAGCCAGCCACUAUGAAAAUUUACCAAUACAUAACAUUUCAUCCAGAAAAACAAGGCGAAAGAAUUCACCAAAUGAUCAUCUGCAACAACAACAACAGCAGAAGAACAAGCGAAAUAUUAGCAUAGUGAGGGAGUGGAAAAGCGCCAAACAUUCUUAUACAAAUGGAUAUAAACAGUCGCCCAUAGCGAAAACGAAAAGAGCUUGA